GUAGUAUCAGAUUAUCCAUGCGUCGGAUCGAGAAAAAAGAAAAGAAAGGAUAUUCCAUGCGAUCGCGUUCCAAUCUUUAAAUUAGUCCAGUGCCAGACUCAGACGCUGCCGGUGAUCGAGUCCGUUUUCCAAAAAGAAUGCCGUCAAUCGCGUCGAUUGUUCGCCGGAAACUCCACCACAACCCUUCCAAUCUCCAAUCACGGCUGUUGUUCAGUACAAUUCCGGUGCAGAACAACCGGAGUAAUACCGGAAAAAGGAUUGAGAAGAUACUGGUGGCCAACCGAGGCGAAAUAGCCUGUAGAAUCAUGAGGACCGCCAAAAGACUAGGGCUCCGAACCGUCGCCGUGUACAGCGACGCGGACAGUCACAGUCUCCACGUCAAAUCCGCCGAUGAAUCCGUUCGCAUCGGUCCGCCGCCGGCGAGGUCUAGUUAUCUCAACGCUUCGUCCAUCAUCGAAGCCGCAAUUCGUACCGGUGCUCAGGCUAUCCACCCGGGCUAUGGUUUCUUAUCAGAAAGUGCUGAGUUUGCUCAACUUUGUGAAGAUGAGGGUUUUACAUUUAUUGGACCUCCAGCAUCUGCUAUCAGGGACAUGGGUGAUAAAAGUGCAUCAAAGAGGAUAAUGGGUGCAGCAGGGGUGCCACUUGUGCCUGGAUACCAUGGUCAUGAACAAGAUGUUGACCUCAUGAAGUCAGAAGCAGACAAGAUUGGAUAUCCUAUUUUGAUAAAGCCAACUCAUGGAGGUGGAGGGAAGGGUAUGAGGAUUGUGCAAGGUCCAGGUGAAUUUGUUGACUCGUUUUUGGGAGCGCAACGUGAAGCUGCUGCUUCUUUUGGCGUAGAUACAAUCUUACUUGAGAAAUAUAUCACACGGCCAAGGCACAUAGAAGUCCAGGUAUUUGGGGACAAACAUGGGAACAUCUUACAUUUGUAUGAGAGAGACUGCAGUGUCCAAAGAAGACACCAGAAAAUUAUUGAAGAAGCUCCAGCUCCAAAUGUCUCGAAUGACUUCCGCUCCCAUGUGGGUCAAGCUGCUGUAUCUGCAGCCAAGGCAGUUGGUUAUCACAGUGCUGGCACUGUGGAGUUCAUAGUUGAUACUUCGUCGGGACAAUUUUAUUUCAUGGAGAUGAACACCCGUCUUCAGGUUGAACAUCCUGUGACUGAGAUGAUUAUUGGUCAAGAUCUCGUGGAGUGGCAGAUAAAUGUUGCAAAUGGAGAGCCUCUUCCCAUGAGUCAAUCACAAUUGCCAUUAUCAGGUCAUGCUUUUGAAGCCCGAAUAUAUGCUGAGAAUGUUCCGAAAGGAUUCCUUCCUGCUACUGGUGUUCUUCACCAUUAUAAUCCUGUUCCAACUUCAUCCACAGUUCGGGUUGAAACUGGAGUUGAAGAAGGGGACACUGUGAGCAUGCAUUACGAUCCUAUGAUUGCAAAGCUUGUAGUAUGGGGAGAGAAUCGUUCUGCAGCAUUAGUUAAACUAAAGGACUCCCUGUCAAAGUUUCAGGUAGGAGGUCUCCCGACCAAUAUAAAUUUUCUCUCCAGACUUGCCAACCAUCAGGCAUUCCAAGCUGGUGAAGUAGAGACCCACUUUAUUGAGCACUUUCGAGAUGAUUUGUUUAGUGAUCCAAGUGAUCAAGUAGCGGCACAAAAACCUUAUAAUGCUGCUAAAUUGAGUGCAUCCAUGGUAGCUGCAUGUAUUUGUGAAAAGGAGCACAGAGCAUUGAAGGAGAGGCCCCCUGGAGGGCUCUCGGUUUGGUAUGCUCAUCCCCCUUUUAGAGUUCAUCAUCAUGCAAGGCAAACCAUGGAACUUGAGUGGGUGAAUGAAUACGAUAACAUUGGUUCAAAGCUUUUGACACUUUCUAUCACCUAUCAGCCAGAUGGGAGCUAUCUCAUUGAGACAGGGGAAAGUAGUUCCCCAGGUUUGGAAGUCAAAGUAGCACACUUGGGAGACCGUGAUUUUAGAGUUCAAACUGAUGGUGCAAGCAUGGAUGUUAGUUUAGCAGUUUAUUCCAAGGAUCGGAAUGAGCAUAUUCAUAUAUGGCGUGGUCCACACCAUCAUUACUUCAAACAGAAAAUGGGACUUGAGCUGUCCAAUGAUGAUGAAAUACAACACAAGCCAACUUUUGAGACAGCAUCCCACCCUCCAGGGACUGUGGUGGCACCCAUGGCUGGUUUAGUGGUUAAAGUUCUCGUAAAGAAUGGGAAGAAGGUUGAAGAAGGGCAACCUAUAGUAGUCUUAGAAGCUAUGAAGAUGGAGCAUGUUGUGAAGGCCCCAUCUGCUGGAUUUAUCCAUGGGCUUCAGGUUGCAGCAGGCCAACAAGUAUCUGACAGUAGCGUUCUCUUUUAUGUCAAGGAUGAAUGAAAAACGGCUUGACUUCGAGUCCUUGCUAAUGUGGAGAAAUCUCAACUGUAAUUGCACAGAGGCUAUGAGAAACUGAUACAUGAUGAUGCAUUGGGCAUAUUUUGUUUCUUCUUUGAUUUAAUGUCUUCAAAAUUCCGAUAUGUAAAAUAAUAAACCUCCGUGUAGAUUAACCCAAACCUAACAUUCUUCAAGAUGGAGCUCUCUUGUUCUUGGCAA
Molecule: messenger RNA, 2567 nt
Organism: Rhododendron vialii
Lineage: Eukaryota; Viridiplantae; Streptophyta; Magnoliopsida; Ericales; Ericaceae
Product: methylcrotonoyl-CoA carboxylase subunit alpha, mitochondrial
Exons: 16
Coding region: 138-2351 (737 amino acids)
Cellular component (GO): mitochondrion
Molecular function (GO): metal ion binding; ATP binding; methylcrotonoyl-CoA carboxylase activity
Source: RefSeq, a predicted model, not a curated record